This is a messenger RNA of Zea mays, 1736 nucleotides long. RefSeq lists its product as uncharacterized. Lineage: Eukaryota; Viridiplantae; Streptophyta; Magnoliopsida; Poales; Poaceae. Gene Ontology annotation, molecular function: ubiquitin-protein transferase activity. The record is from RefSeq and is marked provisional.
CGCACGCAAGAACGCGCUCUCCUCGCGAUUGGACAGGGCGCGAACACCCCGAGGACGCGCGCGAUCCCCGAGGACACGGGGGUGACAGCCUCGCCGUCGCCGGGGCGGCCGUUUCGAGCUCCGUCCCGCCUCGGCCCGGCUCAGAUUUGGUGGGAUCCGGCCAAGAAAUCCCGCAGUUGGUGAGGAGGAGAGGAGGGGAGAGGAAGGGAGGGCGGAGGGGAUGGGCGUCGGUGCGGAGCCCAAGGAUCAGGCGGCGACGGCCGCUGGGGUGCCGGCAGAGCAGGACGAGGCGGGCGGGAAGGAGGACAAGGCCGCCGCGGUGUCCUGCUCGAUCUGCCUCGACGCGGUGCUCGCUGCGUCCGGGGAGAGGUCCACCGCCAGGCUGCACUGCGGCCACGAGUUCCACCUAGAUUGCAUUGGAUCAGCAUUUAAUGCCAAAGGGGUUAUGCAAUGCCCCAACUGCCGCAAAAUCGAGAAAGGGAAUUGGCUUUAUGCAAAUGGUUCUCGAUCUGCCCAUGAUGUUAGCAUGGAUGAAUGGGCCCAUGAUGAAGACCUUUAUGAUGUUAGCUACUCAGAUAUGCCAUUUCGCUUCCAUUGGUGUCCGUUUGGGCGCUUAACCCAACUUCCAUCUUUAUUUGAGGAAGGAGAAUCAUCACCUCCAGUUACAUUUCAUGACUUCAUGGGACAACAUGUGUUUACGGAGCAAGUAGCUGUAUCUGCUGCAGCAGGGACAACUAAUCCUUGCCCCUAUGUGGCAUACUUGCAUCCUCUUACACCAUUGACGUCAUUGUCAAGCUCCCAUGUCCCUGACAGAACUAUGGAUCGUCCUGCAUACCAUGAUCAUUGGAACCCCAUGGCUGGGCCAUCAGAUGUUAGGUCCAUGCAAACAAUGCAACCUGCUGAUUUUCAUCAUAGCCAUUGGGCACAUGUGCCCCAUUCUUAUGGUCAACCCAACAGCAAUAACGAGCAGCCAGGAAUCCCUUUUGGAGCAAGGGCUGUACGGGUCGAUGGUGAUAGCCAACGCCGAGCAUCUGUUGUCUCUCCAUCUUACUUCAGUAAUGGAUCUGGUUCCAGAUCUAGACCUCCCAAUGUUCCUCCUCUGAUGCCUCAGUUCAUGAGGGCUCAUGGCAGCAUCAGCGAACAGUACCAACAGAAUUCAUCAUCUAGCUUAUUUGCUGGGGCCCAUAGGUCAGGAGGCAUGCGACCUGCCCCAACACCUCUACCAGAGAACCCCACCUUUACCUUGUUCCCGCCAGGUUCAUCUGGCCAUAGCUCGAUGGAGACUGAUGAUGCUGGGGGAAGCCGGUUCUACGCCUGGGAGGGUGACCGGUUUGCCCCAUACCCGUUGAUGCCGGUAGACUGCGAGACAAGCUGGCGGACCUCACAGCAGCAGUCCCACCAGAGCACAUCAGAGCCUACAUCUGCUCCAAGGAGGCUGUUUGGGCAAUGGCUCGCUGUCGGCAGGCCAUCCCCAUCACCCGAGGGGUCUUCGUAUCGUCAAUUGCACUCACCGCGGAUGUAGACCCUCGCCGCUGAAAGAAACGAUGGGAAGCCCAUUGUAUUAAGUUAAGCCGGGCUGUGCCGUGAAACUUUGGGACGAUGCUCGAGGGGACAGAAACUGGAAACGAUCCGGCUGAGGAUAUUUCGAUUUGGUUUAUGUGAAUUCCAUCUCGUACAUAUUUGAAAUCAAGUUGGGAUGCUGGGAGCUUCGAAUGUAACGUGAUUUCUUAUGCUGC